Molecule: messenger RNA, 957 nt
Organism: Liolophura sinensis
Lineage: Eukaryota; Metazoa; Mollusca; Polyplacophora; Chitonida; Chitonidae
Product: ubiA prenyltransferase domain-containing protein 1-like
Exons: 1
Coding region: 1-957 (318 amino acids)
Biological process (GO): vitamin K biosynthetic process; menaquinone biosynthetic process
Cellular component (GO): endoplasmic reticulum; Golgi membrane
Molecular function (GO): prenyltransferase activity
Source: RefSeq, a predicted model, not a curated record
AUGAAACCUAGGCACAGUAGUUAUGCCUCUGACAGUGAUAACAGUCAUCAGGCGGUUUCCGUUCCUCCGUCCAGAAUGAAAAUUUAUUUCGACGCUCUUCGACCUUGGUCUUUGCCAGCCAGUUUCACACCAAUGACUUUGGGAUUUGUACUGGCCCACAAAACUGUAGGUGAAUUCAGCAUCAGUCUGUAUUUGAGCACAUGUCUUACCAUACUGUCAUUACAUGCCGCAGGCAAUCUGAUGAACACAUAUUUUGACUUCUGCAAAGGCGUUGAUACCAAGAAGAGCGACGACCGAACAUUGAUAGAUAGGAUACUGCACCCUAAUGAUGUCGCCAAAUUUGGAGCAUUCUUUUAUGUUAUGGGAUGUGUUGGAUUUCUACUUCUCACUUGGAUGUCGCCGUCAAAGUUUGAACACUGUGCUUUGUUGUAUUUAGGCGGAAUGUCCAGCAGCUUUCUCUAUACGGGCGGCUUGGGGUUAAAGUACAUUGCUUUGGGAGACAUCGCUAUAUUUCUCACAUUUGGACCACUGACUGUGAUGUUCUCAUACUUGGCACAAGCUGGGGAGUUGUCGCUCGUGCCACUGAUUUACGCCAUUCCUCUAGCUCUGAACACAGAAGCAGUUCUUCAUGCCAAUAACAGUCGGGAUAUGGACACAGAUAGAGAGGCAGGAAUCAUCACAUUUGCCAUCUUGAUCGGCCCGACUUUAUCAUACAUUGUCUUUGUGCUGCUGUUGUUUGUGCCUUACAUCUGUUUUGUUUUGAUGGGUAUGUAUUACUCAGCUUGGAUGUUUCUGCCUGUGGUGUCUGUCCCCAAAGCAUUCGAGGCUGAGCGAUUGUUUCGUGAACAUAAGAUGAUGUAUCUUCCCCAGAAUGUAGCUAAGCUGAACCUUGCUUUAGGACUACUGUAUUCUAUCAGCUGUUUUGCAGCAAAGAAAGGAGUUUUACCUCACCUUUGA